Molecule: messenger RNA, 1461 nt
Organism: Saccostrea cuccullata (small rock oyster)
Lineage: Eukaryota; Metazoa; Mollusca; Bivalvia; Ostreida; Ostreidae
Exons: 6
Coding region: 345-1427 (360 amino acids)
Biological process (GO): negative regulation of translation; proteasome-mediated ubiquitin-dependent protein catabolic process; protein polyubiquitination
Molecular function (GO): translation repressor activity; ubiquitin protein ligase activity
Source: RefSeq, a predicted model, not a curated record
AUUGUUGACAGGUCUCCCAGGAUGUGCUGUUGAAGUAUAUAAAGCUAAAGAAGAGGAACAAAUUACCAUUUUGACAGGUCUCCCAGGAUGUGCUGUUGAAGUAUGUAAAGCUAAAGAAGUGGAAGAAGUCACCAUUUUGACAGGUCUCCCAGGAUGUGCUGUUGAAGUAUAUGUAAAGCUAAAGAAGAGGAAGAAAUCACCAUUUUGACAGACAGGUUUAAUUGAGAACACUUGGAGGCUGCUAUGAAUGAAGACAAAGCAUUGAGAAGCCAGUGUCAAGAGAGAUCUCCCUGACUGAAAUCAACACAGGAUUAUAAAGUCACAGGAAAUUAAAGUCUGGUGUGAUGUAUACAGCAGUAUUACAUAAAUCUGUCACAGUGAGAGGUGUUAGUCAGUGUAAACACAUUACCCACGUGACAUCAGACCGGGUCUGGAUCAGUGAUAAAGAAGGCAAUCUCAUCUUAACUAACACGAGAGGUGACAUUCUAGAUAGUGUGACGGAUUUAGCUAGAUAUGGUUAUGGAGUACAUACUGUGACUCAAAAUGGUGAUGUGAUUUAUAUAGACAGUGACUUUAACAUCAUAAAACGAUCUAAAGAUAAAGUAAAGACCACAGUGAUACCAUACAACACAUCACCAUGGGAUCCACACUGUGUCUACAGCUCCCCCUCCACUGGAGACCUGCUGGUCGGGAUACGUAAUGAUGAUACAAAGACAGGCCAGGUAAACCGUUACACUAACACAGGACAACACAUACAGACCAUACAGCACGACAACACAGGUCAGGGACUGUAUAAAUAUCCUAACUACAUCACAGAGAACCGCAAUGGAGAUGUUAUUGUGUCUGACUCUGGCCGUUAUGCUGUAGUGGUGACAGACAGUAGAGGGAGACAUCGCUUCUCCUACACAGGUACUCCAUCAGGAUCAGGACUAUCACCACAAGGAAUCUGUACUGACGCGCUGUCACACAUCCUGGUGUCUGAUUCUAGAACCCAGACAGUACAUAUCAUUGAUAAAGACGGUAACUACCUGACAGAGUUAGAUACAGUACAACACGGGAUAGACAGACCAUGGAGCCUGAGUUAUGAUGACAUCACCCGCUCUGUCUGGGUAGGAUCAUGGGACAACAACACAGUGAACAUCUACAGACUUAUCUAUGGAGGGGAUAAUCUGACUGAUCCAGACAGUGAUGAUAUAAAUAAAGUGGAUGAAUUGAAGAAGUUUCUGAGGAAUGAGAAAACAACUGUUUCCCAUGCCAGAGGAAUACUUGUUGGAUGUGCUGAGGCUGGAAAAACAACUCUACUGAAGAGGUUAAGAGGAAAACGUCAAUCUGUAAAUGAAAUAACAGACUCCACCAGGGGACUGGAGGUCCAUCAACAUCUGUUUAUUGUUAGAGAUAAAGUUUUAGAAGGUAAAAAUAAUUUCUGAUACAUAUUCAUAGUACAAAUGACAAACAAGUCAC